Hevea brasiliensis (rubber tree) is the source of this 622-nucleotide messenger RNA. RefSeq lists its product as uncharacterized. Lineage: Eukaryota; Viridiplantae; Streptophyta; Magnoliopsida; Malpighiales; Euphorbiaceae. The transcript is spliced from 2 exons. The record is from RefSeq and is a predicted model, not a curated record. The coding region runs from base 102 to 293 and encodes 63 amino acids.
CCAAAUUAAACGGUACCGUUUUUGUGCAAUUUCUCUAGAAAUCACCAUUAAAUUGAAAAUUAAUAAAUCCUAAGGAGGGAGCUGGUGAGAGAGCCGGGGAAAUGGCGCAACCGAGCAAAGAGCCGUGCAAGAAAGAAGCUUGCGACAUUCAAGCUUGUCUCUCCAAGAAUAACUUCCUUCCUCAGAAGUGCCUUAAAGUUAUUGAAAAUCUUCAUUCUUGCUGUGAGAAAUGCGAGUACAAGUCAACACAUUGUGGUUCUCUGUCUAGCCUUCUGAAGCAAAUUCCCAAGUGAGAGCCAAUAUCUUCUGUGUGCAAACUACAAGGCAUUCAUGUUUUGCUAGUUUUCACUAGGGGAAUACAAGAAAUCAUGGUAUUUCACGGUAUACAACAAAUCAAUUUCUUUUGGCUUUUCCGGUAGAGAUAUGUGAGGAUCUAUAAUAAUACUGUCCAAGAAAAAAGAGCUAGAGAACUUUUUAAUGGGGAUUUCAAUCACAAUCACAAGAAAUGUUCAUUGUACUUGCAUGCUUAUUGACAUGUUUUAACUGCUCAAAGAUUCAUAUGAACAAUGCGAAGUGGAUUCUUAAAUACUUAUGCUAGUUACAGGUUGCUUGAUUUCUUGAA